This is a messenger RNA of Erythranthe guttata (spotted monkey flower), 2931 nucleotides long. RefSeq names its product telomere repeat-binding protein 3. NCBI's taxonomy places the organism in Eukaryota, Viridiplantae, Streptophyta, Magnoliopsida, Lamiales, Phrymaceae. The record is from RefSeq and is a predicted model, not a curated record.
ACCCACAAAGGGGUUUUAGCACUGUUUUUGCCAUUUGUUAGUUGGUCCUUGGUUGGUUGGUUUCUCCCAAACCCAGAGGUUUUAUAUAAUUUCUCUCUUCCUUUUUAUUUUUCCUUUAAUUGGAAAAGAAAAAAGAAAAAGAAAAAUAACAAAUAACUAAAUUCCUGUCCACAAACCAUUUUUUUUUUUCAUUUUUCAUUUUUAUUAAUACAGGAGUAAUUUAUUUGCGUGACGUAAAUUCGAAUUCCUGGUUAAGAAUUUAAUUUGUAUGGAAAAAAACUUUGGAAAAUUAGAAACACAAGCCUAGAUUUCUCUGCGGAAUUGGAUCGAUCCAUCAGAAAAGCUUUGUGAAUGGAGAAUUGGAAAUUACAAGGACCGUAGAAAUUCAAGCCUUGUUACUUGUUUGAUUCAAUUGUCGUAUUUUUCGCAUACUUCUUUAUCACGUGAUCAGAUGAAGCUGUACUACCUACCCUCUCUUGCCUUUGAUCUAAACCCGAUUAUCGACAAUGGCAUUAAUUUUGUGGGAUGUUGUGUGCAUUGAUAUGUGACUUCUGUUAUUUUUGCAAUCUUGGUUAUGGAUCUCACUUCUUAAUGAUUGGGUGACGUUUCAACACUAUUGCAUUUGAUGAUCUCAUAUUGGUAUGCUACUUAAGAUAUGGUGUCAAAGAAAAGGCUGGAUACUGGACUCGAUGGCUACCGGGCCCCCUUUAUUCCCAAAGCUCCUAGAUCAAUUAGGAGGAGGGGCCCGCUCAAGAAACUGGUGGUGGAACACGGUGAACUUUGUGCCUUUGAAUUACUUGCAGCUGUAGCCGGAAAGUUAUUACAAGAGAGUGAAAGCUCUGCUUCUAGUAACAUAGCCGAAGGGAAAUCCCCCCUCGACAUUUUCCCAGAUGAAAAUGAGAGGGUGCAGCCUAAAGAAGACAAUAAAGCUUUGAAAUCGGAGAGCUUCGACCAUGGAAGUUUCGCCGAGAGUGCAUUUGUUCCAGAAGUUUCCGUCCAGGAGCACAAUCUCUUGUCCAAUUUUAAGGGACUCCCACAAGAAGUGAAUGACUAUGUUGUCGAACAUACUAAUGUACAUGCAAGUUCUGAUUUUCUAGAGAAAAUCGAUUGUGAUAUAAAGCUAGGAAUCUGCGAGGACAAGAUUUCGGAGAACGGUUCGGAAAUGCAAUUGAAGGAUGAAAAGAACGAGAUAAGUUACUUAUCCAUGGCUAACAUAUCGACUGUAAAUGAUCCAGUCGGUGAAUGUGUGAAUACUAAUAAUGUACUGAUUAACUCGGAGGGUAGUGUAAAGUUGCCCUUGUACAGAGACCCCAUUUCUGGUGCUUUAUUGCGAAAGCACCGAAAUAAUGUAAAGUUAGGGAUUAGAGAUGAUGACGAAAAUUCUUUCGGGUGCAACAAAUCCAGCACCAAGGUUAGGGCCUUUAGGCCACAACUACGAACUGGGCACAAUAGAAUAAGGAAGAUGAUGACAUCCAAGUACUGGAAGUCGGCUCCCAAACUGAGGGAUUGUGAUCUUUACAACACUAGUGAGGGGAUGAAGUCUUAUUACCGGUAUAGGAAGAACAUUUAUGCACGAGAAAGAUGUCAACGAGCACCUCUUAAGAAACGCAAACUAUAUGACCAUGACCGAAGCAGUGAUAGUAUCUCUAAUUUGCCUGAGAAAGUGGCGAGGGCAGAUAAGAGUGGUGCCGCUUCAUUCUUGCAUAAAGCUAAUGGAGCUUCAGUCACCGGGAAAGGUCAUUCAAAAGCUAAGGAUUCUUCUCAUGUGAAAUUUAGCAUCAAGUCCUUCAAGGUGCCAGAACUUUACAUCGAGGUCCCUGAAACUGCAACCGUGGGUUCUCUGAAGAAAACUGUGAUGGAGACAGUCACUGCUAUUCUAGGAGGUGGAAUACGAGUAGGAGUAGUCUUUCAAGGGAAGAAAGUCAAAGAUGACCUUGGAACUUUAAAGCAGGCCGGUAUUUCUCAGUGCAGUAAUCUCGAUAGUCUCGGCUUUACAUUGGAGCGCAGUUUCAAACAUGUUUCCCCUUCAACGACCCCCAAAAAAAUUCCUAUUGCAGAUCAGCCCUUGCCAAUGUCUCCUGCAACUCCAAUGAUCGAUUCAGGGCUAUCAGAUGCCUCAGUUGAUCCGCCGCUUGUUGCUAAGAUAGACGAUGUGGAUAGUAAAGAAUUUAUAUUCUCUCCAAGUACACCUGUCGAUGUACUAUUGGAUGGAGAAGCCACCGAGUCCAAGGCAUUGGUUCCAGUGAGUCCGAUGAAUGUUGACCCACUUGCUGUUGUUCCGUCCAACCAUAAACCAAAACGCUCUGAGCUGUCACAGCGUAGAACUAGGAGGCCCUUCUCUGUGGGAGAAGUCGAAGCACUGGUUGAAGCUGUUGAAACCCUUGGAACUGGAAGGUGGCGUGAUGUGAAAAUGCGUGCUUUUGAAAAUGCAGAUCAUAGAACUUACGUCGACUUGAAGGAUAAGUGGAAGACUUUAGUACAUACAGCUAGCAUUUCUCCACAGCAAAGAAGGGGAGAGCCUGUGCCACAGGAUCUUUUGGACCGUGUUCUAUCCGCGCAUUCUUAUUGGUCGCAGCAUCAGUCGAAACUACACGUGAAGCACCAGAUCGAGCCUCUCAAAAUCGGGGAUUCACGAGAGGAGGAGAUUGUUGGAGUUUGAAAAGGGUGGUCGGGGAUUAUUAAUUUCUUUUUUUUUUUUUUUUUUCUUUUGGAAAUUUCUGAUGAUUUGUUGAAUUUGUAAAAAGAAUUUACUGUUGUUACUGUAGGAACAAGCUGUAAAAAUGUGUCUGUUGGAGUUGUUGGUUUAGCAUGAUGUUUCUUACACUCACUGAUUUGUUGUUGUUGCGUCGUAAUUUUUACUCAGCUUAGACUUGCCGUUUUGUAAAUGAUUGGUGGAAUAAAGGCCUUUUUUCUUUUUCGUAAUUCUAAUUU